ACUACAACAUAAAUUGACCAAUUGGACUGAUUAGCCACGAAAAGUAAGACCCCGGAUCAUUUUUCGGACAUUAAUCAUUCGCGGAUUUUAUUUCGAACGGUUCGGAUGCACGUCUUUUCGAUAGAUGUGUGUGAUUGUUUCGGACAUUUGAACGGUUUUGGGUGAAAUUUUUUCUUUCGCGAUAACAUUUACGUUUUAUUUGUGUUUUAUUGUGUAAAAUUGGUGUUAAAAUUUCAAUUUUGGCUUUUGAAGUUGAGAAAAGUGAGACAGGAAUUGUAAUUUAAAAUGAUUUCAAAUUGGUCCAGUCCGGGAGAAGUGUUUGGGGGCGAUAGUGCUAACAUGUACUCUAGGCUGGAAAAUCAGUUUUAUCCGAGCAACAAUUUUGAACAAACCGCUGGAUACAAUAAGGGUCAAAUUGAAACACCUUAUCAAACGGCUCAAUUCUGCUCGGGACCUCAACCCAUGUUCUCCAACCAACAACAAGACAUGAUUCCAAAAGUUGGGCCAAUGCAGCAGUUCUCCUACCAGCAGGAAGCUCGCCAUCAGGCGCCAUCUUAUCAGCCAUAUGUUCAGCAAACACUACCACAGCCAGUGAACGUAAUGAUUCCUCCGGCUUUCAUGGAACAACCCUACCCCUUGCCUAACUAUGCCCCAUGCCAGGGGCCACCGGGAGGACCGUGGAACUACGGUUAUUGCUAUGGAUUCUACGGAGAGGCCCCUUGCCCGUAUGUCGAUGUCAUUGAUAUGGAAGAUUUCAUGAACAACGAGAAGCGCAAAGAAAAAUCCCGCGAUGCCGCUCGUUGCCGCCGGUCCCGGGAAACGGAGAUUUUCCAGGAGCUUGCCGGGCUGCUUCCGAUGCGCCAGGAAGACGUCGAUCAUCUGGAUAAGGCUUCGGUGAUGCGCCUGUCGAUUGCCUUCCUGAAGGUUCGCGAAAUGCUGGAAUUGUUUCCAUCCAGUGUCGGUAAUAAGAAGCUGAAUCAUGCUGGUGAAAUUGAAACGAACGAAUCUGACGAGCGUCUCGACACCAAACUAUCUUUGGAGGAUUUGGCCAUGGAAAAUGAAAAUCUUGCGCUGCAAACGUUAGACGGAUUUUUGUUGGUUUUAUCGGCCGAUGGCGAGAUAACGUUCGUUUCAGAGAACGUUUGCGAAUAUCUUGGCAUUUCCCAGAUCGAUAUGAUGGGUCAACCGAUAUGGGACUACAGCCACCAGUGCGACCACGAUGAACUACGGGAGGCUCUGAAUGGGCGUGAUCACAGCCCGUCGGAGCUCGUCAAUGGGGUGGCCAACGAUGACUGCAAGCCGUUGGAAAAUCGUGACUUCUUUCUGCGCUUGAAGUGCACCCUGACGAGCCGUGGCCGGAGCGUUAACAUCAAGAGCGCCUCGUACAAGGUUAUCCACAUGACGGGACACAUUGCGUGCAAGGAAAAUCGCAAACGCCAACUGGUGGCUGUGGCCAGACCGUUGCCACAUCCCUCCAACAUCGAGGUGCCGCUGGAUUCGAGCACGUUUCUGAGCAAACAUUCGCUGGACAUGAAGUUUUCCUAUGUGGAUGAUAAGAUGUUUUCGCUGCUCGGUUACCACCCGUCGGAUUUGAUGGGUAAACCUGUGUACGAGUGUCAUCACGGCAUCGAUUCGGAACAUCUCAUGGGAACCUUCAAGAACGGUUGAUCCGAAUCGAGUUUGUGCCAGAGGUCAUAUACAUUUUCAACAGUUGGACGCAAAUCGUUGAUAAUAUUCGUGCUUGUGAAUAUCCAUCACUGACAAACGAAUCGCUUCUGGUCGAUUGGAAGCUUAAACUGAGGACCUUUUUCGCCC
This is a messenger RNA of Uranotaenia lowii, 1815 nucleotides long. It is a transcript of the gene sima, whose product is annotated as protein similar. Gene Ontology annotation, biological process: regulation of transcription by RNA polymerase II; cellular response to hypoxia. Lineage: Eukaryota; Metazoa; Arthropoda; Insecta; Diptera; Culicidae. Gene Ontology annotation, molecular function: DNA-binding transcription factor activity, RNA polymerase II-specific; protein dimerization activity; RNA polymerase II transcription regulatory region sequence-specific DNA binding. The record is from RefSeq and is a predicted model, not a curated record. The transcript is spliced from 6 exons. The coding region runs from base 286 to 1668 and encodes 460 amino acids.